Messenger RNA from Caenorhabditis auriculariae, 14055 nucleotides. The record is from the annotation of a GenBank genome assembly. NCBI's taxonomy places the organism in Eukaryota, Metazoa, Nematoda, Chromadorea, Rhabditida, Rhabditidae.
AUGCUCAAAUGGGCAGCGCUGUGUUCAGCGCUAUUUUUGGCGAGCUCGGCGAAGUCUCUAGAACUCGAACACGCCCUUCAACAAAGUAAGUUGACAAAAAUGAUCUUGAAUCCCAGCUGAUCUACAGAGUCAAUUAACUUUUUUCAGUUCGUGAAAAGCACAUUUUCUACAGCGCGAGAGACUUUAAGCCUGUUUCCGAAAGGCACGUCCCGGAUUUCCCGCCAAAUUCCUACUUAAAAUCUGAGGUAGUUUAAAAUUUUGAGAAAAAAACCAGUGAAACUUUUUUCUGACAGAAAAAUCAAAAUAUUAAAACCAACUUUUUUCAUUUCGAGCGAAAUGAAAUCUACAUUAAUCUUCAAUUUUCAAUAAAAAUGCUGAACUGAUUUAUUUAAAAGGUCGAUGAUGUAUGAAUCAUCUUCAUUGAUGCAAAUUUCUAAAAAACGCAGUUUAAUACUUUUGAAUCAAAAUUCAUUUUGCUUUUUUCAAAAAGCUUCUCUUGCAGACUGUUGAGAACGCCGAGAAGCAUGGAGUAUGCCAACCAGGUUUCACAGGGUCCGAUUGUUCAAACCGUUCGUUAUCUUUUUCUUGAUGAUUAAAAUUAAUCUUAUAAUUCUAUGAGAACUGCAACGUUUAAUCUCAUGAAAACUUUGCAAUUUCCAAAAACUUGAGUCUUUUUGGAAAUUGGAUCGGGAGAUUUUAUGCAAAAUUCAAUGUUUUCCAGCCAUUUGCUACAACAGAUCCAACAUUUUGGAGCACGAUGGUACUGCUGAUUUCGGAGAUCUCAUAGAAAGCGACUUCAGGCUAGUCACUAAAAGUCGUUCCACCACAAGCACCUAUUUUCAGUGCGAAAUGCAACGAUAUCUUCACUUUUUACGUCGACAACUUUAUGAACGAUUUCUACGUGAUCAUCACAAGUAUCAAUGGAGGCAAUCCACGUGGCGUUGUUCUCAACUCCGGAGGUGAGAAAAAUUUGUGGAUGAUAUUUCUGAGUGUUUUUAGCGAUGAGUAGAAUCUUUUUUUCUUGAUUGAAAACUCAAUUGAAGGAAACGAGGUGCCGUCGUGCGGCGACUUUGCAAACACAGAAUCGGAGAUGAUCCACAUGUACUGCGAGAGCAGGGCCAACCACGGCGCCGGAUUGUACUCUUUGAAGCUGAGCGUGGAUAAUGAUGUGUAAGUAGUAUGACUCCCACUCCAGUGAUAGUUUGCGUUAGCGGCUGCACUUUCCAAGUGCGCUCUCCCACAAAACUUGGCAUCAACGGAGGCUUUGUGCAGGACAAAAGGGACGACUACGUGCAGCAGUUCAUCCUCGGAAAAGCCAAUCAAGGCGUUUUCCGAUAUCCCGAUGAGGUUCUUCUAAUCCGUCAAAACAUUAUUAGACUUUGCAAUUUAAGAAUGCAAAUUCGUUUUUCGCUUUUGAAAUGGAGAACGAAAAAUAUCCGGUUCAUCCGGAAACUAUUCACAUCUACCAAAAUGGAGUAUGGGAUCAGCAAUUCAAAGUGACCGGCAGGUAGUAAAUAGCAAAAAUUGUGUCUAAAGUGGAAUCAUUGCAGAUACGGAUGCACAGCUUCCCAUGUCACAGUAACUCCCUACAAUUGCAGCGCUCUUCACGUAUAUCAUCUGAAAGUUCAAGGUAUAGCAUUAUAGAUAAGACGUUUGAGAAACAGCAAAAAAUGCCAGGAUACGACGACGAAGCCAACGCAUGGCAACGCAUUUACGAUUUUGAAUGCAAUGCUAUCGCAAUGCCGACGGAUAUGACUCUGACCACUGAUUCUAGUUCUACGUCCAUUCCAACUUCUUGCCUUAAUGACGGAAUCAUUUAUGGCGAAGUAUGGAUUUACCAAGAAUAUUUCGGAAAAAAAAAUUAUUUCGAGGGAUGUUACUGCAGUGAGUUCUUCUCCGGCCCUCGAUGCGAACAGCCAUUGUGCAUGAACGGCGGCAGCUACGACGCAAACACGCAUUCUUGCGUUUGUGUCGACGAUUACAGCGGCGAUCACUGCCAACAUGGUAUCAUUUUUCACAAGAAUCUCAGAAGAAGGAAAGUCUUGAGUCACUUGCAAAGCACAAUCGGCCGACUCUUUCGAUGAUUCGUCUAUUGCUAUCGGAUUCGUCAUUCGUUCAUCUUCUUCAAUGAAGGCACAAAUUGUGGAAGUGAGGCUCCUGAUUUUAUUAAAAUAUAAUUAUUCAAGAUUACGCAAGCUGUCAACCAAAUGGGCUCGUACUUUUCAACUUAUUAUCCUGUUCUUGUUCAAGCUUGGGUUCUGACAGUUGUCCAAAACAAUGGUAGGAUACUGUGGUUUCACGAUCAGAUCAAUAUUUUCAGGCGUUCUUUUCACAAGAGCUUUCGACUCUUACACAGAGCUAGCGAACUCUAUCGUGAGCUUGACGACGCCUCCAACGGAGACACAGUGUGAUGACGCGAUCCUCCUUGGAAUCGCUCAAACUCUCGGACAGACUGCUUUCAAGAAAUUCCCGGUGAUUCAAUUUCAAAUUAUCCUGCAACUGAAAAUCUUGCAGAAUUCUCCAGUUUUUGUUUUCACUGAUGGCGUAGCGAAUGAUGACGCAAUUACUCGGGGGUAUCUGAACGAACAACUGAUCAGCACGAGAGCUCAAGUGAAUCAUUUCACCAUUCUAAAGAGAAUAUCUUUGUACUCCACAGCUUUUCUUCAUUCUGACAAACUCCGCGUCUGAAAUGUGCAUUGUGGACGUUAGUUCGAACCAGUAUCAAGACUUCCGUAGUCUAGCAAGUCUUUCCCGCGGCCUGCUCGUCCAAGUCAAACUAACCGAGAUACAAGAAGUAGGCUUAGUAUCGAUACACGAAACUUCAAUUUCUUCAAGGCGACUUUUGCGAUUUCCCAAGACCUGUGGCUACUGGAUACGAUCAUGUCAAACGAUUUGGAAGAUUGCAGAAAAGCUCCAAAAUAUCAACCUUUUUUUGUAGACUCCUCUGUUGAUUUCCUGCUUCUCAGAGCGACCGGAGGUGCUAAAAAGUUUGAAACCAAACAAUUAUAUUAUUCAUUUGAGACAACCUCGCUCCACUGCUGACGCUUCCGAACCAAACGCAAAUAAAACCCGACAUUUUUUACACUAACGGCAACCUCAACAUCUGGAAAACUGGCAAGCCCGCAGUUGGAGCGUAUUUGGUGAAGAAAUUAUAGUAAAUCUCUGGACCGAGGCGAAUUUCAGCUGAAUAUGAAUAGUCUGAAUUCUCACAGCUCCAUCUGCCAAUAUCGUCUCAUGGGUCGUACAAAUUAUCGUCUCUACUCUUCUUUCUCCACCAGCAUCACUGUUGAUAACUCCCAACAGUCUCCCAGUCUCAGUCAGAAUUAUUCUCUUCGUUUCAAGAAUCAACCUGAUUUCAAUAGAUACUCCAACUCAUUUGGUGGCCAAACUGGACAAUCUCUAUUUGAGCGAUCCGAUUGACACUACUAUCGAAGUCAACGUCUGGUACAAUGGUAAGAUUUUCUAAAUUCUAUCCUAAGUUUUAUUCAGAUGCUCAAACAAGCGAACGGCAAGUUAUCUACUCUUCUUCCGGCGUUUGGAGAGACACUUGUCAGUACGAUUUGUACUUUGGAAUGUUCAGCUGUCCCACACCAAACAUGCAGUUUUACAUCAAUGUAAAAGUUGUGCAAAAAGAAAAAUCGAAAUAAGAGUUUCAGGUUUACUCAUCCGAUGAAAAUGGGAACGUCGUGUUGAGGACUAUUACCAACUAUUGUUCUGCUGGUAAAAUUAAGUUUUCUUGAAAAGGUAAACUUUGCAAUUCAGCUGCACCGAACCCGCCGGACUCUGAAUGUCUCAACGGAGGAGUCAUCUAUAACAACACGUGCUAUUGUACUUCUCACUUCCAUGGAGCCAAAUGUGAACAGGUUGGAGCUUAGUGUCACUUUUUCACAUUGCAAAAGGCUAGAUUACCUGUGAAAACAAUGGAAACGCGCUUUUUGGAGCUUGUCAAUGUACUGCUGGGUUCACCGGACAAUUCUGCGAGACAGGUGAGAUAAACAUCAAUCGGCAACGGAUAAAUUUGAAUAUUAGCCAUGUGCUAUUCGGACAAUCCCUUCGGUCCUUGGAGUCCCAACCACCGCAGUCUGACAUUGAUGGUGCACGACUCCCUGACCACGAGGUCGACUUUGAGAACACUGAACGAUGUCGCUCCGAGAGUUGUCAACGACAUUUUGAUGCAGCACCCCGCUUGGAUUUCAAAUUACCAACUGAUCCGCUUCAAUGACUCCGGUAAGAAGAGGUUUUUUUUAAGGCAGAUAUUUUUCAAUCAGCGAAUGUUUUCUCAUGGAAAAUCAAAAAACCUUUCAAGAUUUCACAAAGACCGUUGAUAGCGAGAGUGGGACUGACUUUAUCAAUGGCAUAACUAACUUGUAUAACGCCAACAAGAAUCACAGCGGAGUGAGUCAAACAUUUCAUUUCAACACCAUUAAAGUGAUUACAGUAUUCGUGCAAAGAACUUGAUCUUUUCUCCGCAAUUUUUCAAGUGAUUUCUGCUGGAAAGUGAGAAGUCUAUUCAGGUUUUGAUUUAAUUCCAUGUAUUCAGCGUUCAAUGGGGUGGAAUACUCUACAUUUUCUUAUACGGAACUCCGAAACAGGACCUGGUUUCCUACCAGAAAAUACUGCAGCGCAUCGAAAUCAACAAAAUUCAGGCAUGGUCGAACAUUCAAGCCCUCGGAGUAUCUUGAUUUUCAGAUAAAUAUAGUCCAAUCGAGCUUGAAUCCUUGCGGUCAAGAUAUUACCAUUGAUGGUUUGAUAAGCUUGACACAGUUCUCUGGCGGCUCAUUCAUCACAGCUUCAGCACCAAACGCUGGAAAUGUGACCAGCCAAACGAAAAUUCAAAUGAAACCUCUUGAUUGAACUUCCAGGUAUUCGGGCAAGUCCCAACGCAGUACAUGUCAAACCUUGUCUAUGAGAACAACGUUGUCGACUGUCAGGACACUACUUUCUACAUUCCUGUGGACGACGGAACUCAAAGUUUCACUGCUUAUAUUCAAGGAGAUUUUUCCUAUGACCCAAUUUAUACAGCCCCCGAUAGUUAGUUUUUUCCUGAAGUUUUCAAAAAAUUGAUUAUUUGGAGAUUCUGACGUUUACGUGGCUAAUAUGUACACUGAUCUGGGAACCGGUAGUCGUUUGGAUCACAUUGUUCGAGGUUUGGAAUUAUUAACAUUACUUGAGGUCCUUUCGAUUUCAGCCUGCGAUCAAGGAUGGUUCAACGCGGACAACCACUGUUGGAAGUACGGUUUCAAGCCUGUUUCUUGGUUCGACGCAAAACUCGCUUGCGAUAAAGACGGAGCCACCUUGGCCACUAUCUACAACGCUGUUGAGCAGAGCGCUCUAGAUUGUAACUUUUUAUUCUUAUAUUUCAAAAGUUUCAGUGAAAGAAUUUUCAGCAAAGUCCGAUAAGACAGAUUUUUGGAUUGGUCUCAAUGAUUUGGACACGAAAGGUGUCUGGAAAUGGGAGACCAGCAACGCCAACUUCACACUCUCGGUUUACAUUCAAUCGAUCAAUUUCCUUAUUUUAAUUCAGCUUGACGACACGCAGUACAAGAACUGGCAACCUGGACAACCAGAUGUGCAAGAUAACAAAAGGUUAGACAAAACCAAACAAAAAAAAACACAAAAAAAAUUCAGAUGUGUUAUGGAUUCUCAGAAAGGAAGCAAAGGAUGGGCUACCGCCAAUUGCGAUGAAAAGAAGUUUUUUGUUUGCGUAAAACACACAUGUAAUGAGUCGAAUUAAUCUCAGCUCAACAGCAAUUUUUUUUUACAGACUCGACAGACUUCCAGCCUUCGGAUGUACAGCAAAGUUAUCAUAAGCUGAAAAAAAAGUUUCAAUACAAUUUUUUUAAGAUCACAUUGCUCGAGGUAUUUGGAAAAUGCGAGUGAGAGCAAACGGCCAAUGUGCUGUUGCAAUCCGAUCGCAGUCCACCGUCCAAGUGAGAAAAAAAAAUUCGGAAAAGUCCAAAUCUUUCUUUGAAUCAAAGUCUUAAUUUCCAGGUCAUGACCAGAUUCACUUCGAACAUUCAUGAUGAUAUUGGCAACAACGAGCCUAACCACAACACAGGUAUUUCCUACCGCGGUAUCUGAUUAAAUUUGAAUUGAGACGCUAACCGACUUAUGGUUCAACUCAAUGGAGUUUCCAAUCAUCGGGGCGUCGAAUAUGCCCAUUUUUACGCAGACAACUUCACAAUCGUCCAAGCUCAUGUGAGUUAGACAGAAUUUCUUGAUUAUUCAAGCAUUUUUAGAGCGUGAGCUACCGUUCAAACUGCCUCUAUGAGUAUCUUUCCACUCCAUUCAGCUGUCCAAACUUCGCUUUUCAAAUGCUUAUCACAGGUGACACAGGUAAAAAAUUUGAAAGGAAAUUUUUGUAGGAACUGACGAUGCUGGCUAUCUGUUCCAACGAGUUGUUCCGGCCGGAUGCGUUGGAGGCAUUGAAAAAGAUUCCUGCGAAAACGGAGGAGUUUACUUCAAAGUGGGUUCGCACUAGGCAAAAUCACAUCCAACGAGAAAAAAAUUCAAAAAGGAGCAUGAUGAAGCCAUGAAAAAAAGACAGAAAAAAAAAACUCCAAAAUAUCUAUAUUUUAGGGUUCUUGUAUAUGCCCGCCUUCUUUUGUCGGCCCAACUUGUGAAUUCGCGGUCUGCCAAAACGGAGGGUUUAUCGGCGCUUCUUUGGAUCAGUUCGUUAUUCUCUGAUAUUUUUCAUUAUUUUUUUUUCUAGAUGCCGAUGCUCUGCAGGCUUCACUGGCCAAUUUUGUGAAAUUCGUUAGUUUCUUGAGAAUCACAGAACACAGUCUCUUUUUAGCGGUUUGCACUCGGAACCUUGAUCAGGCUCCUAACGUCACGACAACUGGAAAGACGUUCAUAGUCGCCGUUGAUGGGACUUCAAAUGGAGACAUGGCCAAAGUCAUUGCAGAUUUCAACAAGACCCUGUCCACAGUACUCUCAAACACUUUGACUUCGGAUCCUCAGUGGUUCACUCACUUUGUGGGAAUUGUCUUUCGCGAUGCAGAGGCUACCAGAGCAAAUCCUCCUCUUCCGGCCACUUCUGACGUUAUUGUCUCAUCGGAUCCCAAGGACUUUGUAACUAAACUCUCGGUUUAACUUUUUUAUUUUCGAAAAUUACAUCUAAUCUCGCCUAAUUAAAGACGGAGUUAGCUUCUCAUCCUUAUACCGCCGGUCAGAAAAAAAGAGAUAUUUUCACAGCUUUGGUGAAAACUGUGACUCAUCCUAGUGUUGUUCCGAACUCUCAAGCGUUCGUCAUCACGGCCGGUGAAUGAAAAACUGGCAAGAGAAAAUGAAAUGGUCAAUUUGUAGGCAAUGCGGAAGAUACGAUCGAUGAAGGGACCGUUGUUUCUGCUCUUUCGUACUCUCAUACCUCGGUGAGAAAUUAUUUGAUUUUGUAGAUAAUUCGAACGUUCAGGUGAACUUCCUUUUCAUUGGGGACAGUGCUCCGCCUGGGGACGGGAAGAAUUAUGACGACACUUCUGUUUCGACUCUCUUCGAUACCGCUCACUUCAGCGGAGGAACGGCUUAUCAAGUUCAUUCAAGCAAAAAGAGAACACUUCACAAUGAAAGUUUGUAGCUUCCAUCCGCUGAAAGCCUCAGUUACACCUGGCAAACGGUUCUUGGGACGUUCCACAAUUCUUACUAUGUAAUCACUCACCAGCUGAGGUUUGUUGAACUUUGAUACCUUCAAGCUUUGUAGUGGUUUAGCAACUGCUCUAAUUACGUCGACUACAUUCAACUCGAUUCUAAUGGCACCGAAAUAAUUGUCGACAUUUUCUCGCAGUCCACUACGGACAUUGAGAUUCGCGACACAAAUAGUGACAUACUUUUUGAGAAAAAAGAGUUACAAAUAACUAUUUAGAUUCGCCUCAGAAAGCUGUUCCAAUAUUGCAAUCGAAAACGAACAAAGUGAUAGCUUUUGCCCAGACUGGAGACCUUCCUGGUCUUUGGACAGUAGACGUCGAUAAGAACAACGAAAACCCUGGUUCAUGCAUGGUGAGUGUAAGGAAAGCUGUAAAGAACAGAGUUAUUUUUCAGCUCAAUAUCCGAGGACAGUCGAACGUCAACGUUCAAAUAGCUUUCACUCAGGACACACUAACGGAUGGAGGCUAUCACGAUGGAGGAGCUGUUCUCUACCCGAAAACUCGUAAUAGUGUCAAAAAGAACUAUUCAAAGCCCUUGUUGUUCAGUUCUGAACAACGCCGUGGUGGCCCAGAUCAAUAGCGGAACUCUGACCUACGUUCAGCUUUUUGAUAUAGCAGAAACGAAAAUUGCAUGGGCGGCUCCUAUGACAUUGCGUUCGAGUUGCUCCUAUCAGUACAUCUCUCAAAAGUGAGAUUAGCACUUCGAGCUAUCUAAAUAACUUUUUAUCAGAAUCACAUUAAAUUUUUAGAACUUUCACCUGCCAAAGAAACACGUUCGUGUUGAGCAUUGAGGGUUUGGACUACGAAGGACAUCCUUUCAGAAGAACGUUCAUCAUCCAUUGUGAUGGAAUAAUACCUACUGCCCGUAACUAACGAAUAUGGAAAACUGUGAACAUUUUAUUCUUCCCAGCUCCCACCUUGGCCCCUCCAACUACUUUGGCAGUUGCUUCCACUGUUUCGAUGGUUCCCACAACUCCGUUACCGAGCUGUGAUCCAAACACUCCGAAGGUUUCAAAGACUCUUAUUUGAUGAAAAGCAAUUUGGAAUUUUUCACGAAAUUUACAAGUUUUCAGGCCGAUAUUUUCAUUGCGCUUGAUUCUUCUUCAACAAUCCCAGAAGACGUGUUUUUCCAUGUGAGUGAAUUCCUUGAAAUUUGCUUCAAAUUUAUCCGUUUUCAGAGCGUCGGAGCUCUGCGUUCUAUUGAAAACUCCGUGAACCUUUCAGCCGAUCAUACUAGAGUGACCAUCGGCACAUACGACAAUUCCGCUCAUUUCGAAGGUAAAAUUUUCUUUUCCAGAAAAACUCCGCGGUUUUCACUUCAGGCGAUUUGAAUUCGAUAGCGGACCAAACUUCUUUUACUGCAAGACUGUUAGAGCUUCUGUCCGUAGGUUACACGGGCAUCAACGGGAACAACAUUCAAAGGUGAAUCGAAAUGAAAUCAGUUAGGAUUUUUUGCAUUCAAGCAUUCUCGAUUUUGUGAAUGCAAGCACAGCAACAACUCCAUUCCGUGCUAAUCCUACGAGAAAAAUCGUCCUGUUCGUGAGCUCUCAGGGAUGGGACAGAGGCAACUUUGACGGCGAUAAUGAACAGGGCUACCCGAAUCCAACAGCUGCCGCAAAACAGUUGCAAAAUGUCGGUAUUUUAUCAAAAAUACAAUCUUUUUCAGCUCCUCGAGUAUAAAAACAUUAAAAGUUUUUUUUCAGAGCGGAGUCGAGUUUUUUGCUAUCGCAUAUGGUAACCGGGCGGAUUUGCUGGAACUCUCGGCAAUCGCCAAAUGCAUUCACAAAGCAAACGACGAAAACGGAAUAACGAAUGCUAUUAGCCAGUUUGUUUCUCUUCUGUGCAGCUCCACUCCAACCUGUUAGCUGUCACUUUUCUAUUCUGCAAUAAACUUUAUCAAUAAACUUUUCCUCACGCGCCCUUACAAAAAAAUGAAUGUCAAUUUGUGUAACAAAAAGCAGUUUCAUAAAAAAAUCUCAACGGAGUCUUUCUAUGAAAUUUUUCUCAUGAAAAACGCGGUUUACGAAUUCAUUAGUCUUAAUUAUACUCACUAACGAUCAAAAUGAAGCUAUUAGAAGUAGGAAAAAAAUUUCAGAAGUCAUAUUUUUAUCAAUCCGAAAAAAACGUAAAAAAAGUGAAAAAUUUCUUUCUUUUUUUAUUUUUCGAACUUUUUACAAUCGUGAGUUUUUUUCUGCUAUUUGUGAAAUAAAAAUGAGAUUCGACUCAUAUCCGGAGGCACUAUAAAAUCAUAGGCUUUCUCGCUCUGAUAUUUAUUUUUUUCUAUUUUUACAUAAAAUAAUUCAGAUUGUUAAUAUUAUUGUAAUAAAAUAAUUCUACGAAGCUAAAAUGAUUUUUCUUGCUGAAAAAGUUGAUGAUUUGAAAGAUAUGCGCUGAAGUAACUUUAUACUGUUUGAAGAAAAACCUGAACUUUUUUUGUUCCCGGAGUUCGAAUCAGUUCAAAAUAAAAAAAUCUCAAUAAAAGUGAAUUGAGACAAGGAAAAACUUUUUAAGUUAAAUUCUAUUUGAUUGCAUUUUUCAGUGAAUUGAAAUUAAGGUCCCUUUAUUGUUUUUCAAUUUCAGAAAAAAAUAAGUAAUUUGUUUUCUUUUUUUCUUCGUUUCGAAUCAAAAAUUUUUCUUUGGUUUUCAGCGUAAAUUCUUACAUAUGCUGUCAUUGAAUAAGAUUUCUACUCUAUGUGAGCCCUACAACUAGAGAGCGUGCAUUUUUGCGACUGCGUGAAGCCGUUGUCAAGGCGACGCCAGGCGCCCCGGCAGUAGAACAUCUGAAAUCAUUCAGAUGCGGUUGAAAGUCGCGGCAGGUCGGAACGUCCGUCAUGCAGAGGCCGUCUGCGGCGUCGGCUGGUGCAACAGCGAUCAGCUCAUCUCGGCCAGCGACGACCACCAGUUUCUCCAAUGGAAUGCCAACACGUCGGACGCCGUUCCUAUCAUCAAAAUGCCAGAGUCCGUUUUUUUUGUUUAUAGAAUCUAUUUUCAUGCCUUUCCCAUGUUUUGAUUUUUUUGAUAAAACGUAGAUUUUUUCAAAACAUUCUUUCAGAACUUUUUUCCCGACAUCCCUUCACAUGUUUCCCCGAUCUUUCGCAAAAAACUACUCGAAUGACGUUUUCGCCGUGACGACAACCGACGGUUUAACAUAAAUUGAUCUAUUUUUUUUAUUUUCUGUCAGGACAAGUCCACAUUCUCUCAAGAAAUGGAAAAACAGAGAAAACGAUGGACGCUCACAAAGGAGCCGCUCUGAAGGCAAUUUGGAACUCUGAUGGAACUGGACUUUUGACAUGUAGUUUUCAUUAUGGGCUAGUUUCACAAACAGAUUUGCAGGCGGAGAAGAUGGAUAUGUCAAAAUGUGGUCAAGAAACGGAAUGCUCCGAUCGGUUUUGGCCCAAUUCCCUUCUGCAGUUUAUUCGUAUGCAAUGAAAUUAUCACAAACGUUAGAGUCAAUAGUUUUUCAGCGUGGCCUGGGACUCGACAUCUUCAAACGUCAUGUAUUGUAAUCUGGACCAUUGUUAUAUAAAAUCUCUGAAAAUGCAGGUUUAAACAUCUUUCAAUUUUUUUUUUUCACACGAAAAACAAUCAGGUAGCUCCUUUGAAGUGGAAAGCCCACGAAGGAAUUGUUCUUUGCUGCGACUGGAGUCCGACUUCCAAUUUUUUGGUGACUGGCGGGGAAGAUUGCAAGUUCAAGGUUUUGCUCUGGGAGUGUCCUCGUUGAGAAAUGGAUUUCAGGUUUGGGACGGUUUUGGCCAAAUACUCUUCACUUCAUCUACUCACGAUUAUCCUAUCACUGCUCUCAGCUGGUGCCCCGAUGGUAAAAACUUUGCAGUUGGGUCUCAUAACAUUCUGAGGCUAUGUGACAAAGCAGGGGUGAGGUUCAGGCGGUUUUUUGGUAGCAAUAAGCAGUUCAGUGGUCUCAUUCUUUGGAAAAGUUGAACGGCGGGUCUGUUUAUUCUAUGAGUUGGUCGCCCGAUGGAACGCAACUUGCGGCUGGGACUGCAUCUGGCGUCGUCAUACAGGCUCAUCUAGUGGAGAAGUUUGUUCUACAAGUAUUUCGAGAAAGUUUCAAUAUUGAUGGAAUUCCAGAAGAGUUACAUACAACAAACUCGACAUUGUACAAACUCAAAAAACUUUGGUCGAAGUACGUGAUGUGAGCAGUGAAGUCGCCAAAGAAAAACUUGAAACGAAAGAGAAAAUAACGCAAAUUUCGAUCCUUUUCCAGCAUUUGAUAAUCGUUUCUACGUCGCAGAUAUAUGUUUACAGGUGAUUUUACGGAAAUGUGCUCAUAUAAUCAAAUUUCCAGUUCUAAAAACUGGAAUACACCUAUAAUGAUUGAUUACAAAGACAGACCAGUGAACCUAAUUGUACAAUGUGAAAAGUGAGUUCCGCUUAAGAUCAACUUCAAAAUAAAUAAAUAAGUGUUACAGCCUGUUCUUAGUUUCGGAUGGUAUUAUCAUGUCAUUUUUCAAUUACGAAGGUAGACUUCUCACCGAGAUGCAGCCUCCUGGGAACGGAACCAUGCUGAUAGGUCUUUUUGAAGCUCAAUUCGCGUCAUUUCCAAUCUCAUUCUCCCACUCAGACAGUCGAAGAGUGGACUUGUCUAGUGACACGGUGGUGAUGAGAGAUAAAGGAGACCCUCGGAUAAUCCACUUUGCCGACCCGAGCACGGGAAAAUCUCAGGGAGACGGAAGCAUCACACAUGAGGUGAAGCUUUUCUUGUGCGAAAAUGAAAGAAAGAUUUCAGAAUGAAAUCGUUGAACUCACAAUUAACAAGUGCGGACCGAUAAACGAUCGGAUGAUUGCUUUCAAAGAUCAAAUAAGCAGCGUUUUCAUAGCUCUUGUAAAAACUUUCGGAAUAACUCAAAGAAUCGCGAAAAUUGGUGAGUCUGAGAAUUAUAAAAAUGAAAAAGGUUUCACAAGUUUACAAAUUUCUGUAAAAUCUUAAUUUACAUAUACAUAAAAAAAUAAUGUGGUCAGAGUUAUCAGCUCUAUUUUGUAGAGCUUUUCAUUUUUGAUCCAAACAGUAUAAUUUUUUUAUUAUUUCAAAACAAAAAAACAUUUUUCGAAUCGAAUAUAAACUUAUUUUCACUGUAAAGUAGCUAGUUGCAGAAAAUUAAUAAUGUGUCGUUCUUUUCCUUGUUUUACCUCUGCAAGUUUUCUGUUACAAGCUCUGGGUUUCAUGAUUCAAUGGCAAAACUACAGAAAUGCGAAAACCCUAGAGUUUUACUUUGAUACUUUAAAUCUCAUUAUAUACUAGCCAUUGGCAUUGACUGCGGUUUUCCCGUGCCUUGAUGAAAAAUAGUUUAGAUAUUCUCAUCAUAAUAUUAAAUUUUACUUUUUUUAGGUUCGCUUGUUGAGCAGCUUGUCUUCAAUGACGUUACAAACAUGUUGACAGGUAUUGCUGAUGGCAGAAUAGGUAUUUUUCAUGAGGCCGUGAUUAAAAUGAAACCCUUCUUUCACAACAGUAAUUUGGCCGGUACCCAACAUGGCGUUUCUUGACAAAGGGCUUCUGCAGAAAUCUCAGCUUCAGAAAGCCGUCUCGAGCAUGGGAAAAUUCCCACAGCUGAUGAGGUGAGGUCUUUACUCGGAAAUUAUACAAGUAUAAUUUUUAGUUUCUCUGGUAACGUCAUUAUUUUGCGUCGCUCCGACGGUUCAAUGAUUCCUCUGGCAUGCACACCGUUUGCCGGAGCUUUAAUCAAUCUCGCGACGUCAUCGAAAUGGGAUCAAGCCAUCAGUCUAUGUCGCCUCAUCAAUGUAAGCCCUGUAGGAGGAUCUUCGAAACGGAGACUUCAUCUUUAGGAAGACUUUCUUUGGGCGAUGCUGGCCGGUCUGGCCACAAUUAAUAAAAACUUGUUCGCCACCGAAAUUGCCUUUGCCGCUCUGGAAGAGGUUGGUUGGUCACAAUUCGCUAGAAAGCAACCAUUCUAGGAAGAAAAAGUCAAAUUAAUCCGAGAAGUGCAAAACAAAGGCGACAAAAAUAUUAGACAGGCCGUUCAAAUUAUGCUCUCUGGAAAGCCUGGAGAUGCGGAGAACUACUUGGAAAAAAAUGGCUAUCAAUUCAGAGCGAUGAUGUUAAACAUUCAAAUGCUCAGGUGGAACAGGUACGUCAAAUUUUAAAGAAAUUUAUUUUAUUCUCGCUCGAAAGCGAUAAAAUGUGCGAAUACAAACAACUUCAGAGCUCUCGAAAUUGCGUUGAAACACAGAAAAUUUUUGGAAAUUGUGUUUGGUUACCGUGAGAAAUAUCUACAAAGUAUGGGCAAAAAAGAGACUGACAAACAAUUUCUCAAGCACAUGGCGGAAGUAAGCGUUGAUAGCUGUUUUAAAGAAGAAAAACGCCGAUUUAUAGGUCGAAGUCGACUGGAUCCACAUAAGGGAACUGAUAGCCGAAGCGUCUGCGAAUUCAGAUUGA